This is a messenger RNA of Salarias fasciatus (jewelled blenny), 1607 nucleotides long. RefSeq names its product solute carrier family 22 member 6. The coding region runs from base 1 to 1578 and encodes 525 amino acids. The record is from RefSeq and is a predicted model, not a curated record. NCBI's taxonomy places the organism in Eukaryota, Metazoa, Chordata, Actinopteri, Blenniiformes, Blenniidae. Gene Ontology annotation, molecular function: transmembrane transporter activity. The transcript is spliced from 10 exons. Gene Ontology annotation, biological process: transmembrane transport.
AUGAAGCGGCUCGCCCCGGACCUCAGACCGGCCUCCGUGUCCCCGCUGCAGCUCUCCGUCUACUGCCGCCUCUCCCUCAUCUUCUUCUUCACCCCCUUCCUCUUCUUCCUCGACGUCUUCGCGGCCGCGGUCACCGCCGAGACGUGUCGCCAUGACAACGGCACCGGUUCCGCCGCGGCGGGGAACCAAUCAGAGGCCGAGGAAGUUUCGGAGGACGACGCUGAUUGGUGGAGGUCGGAGGGCGGGAACCAAAACUGUGGCUGGACGGACUUGUUGCGUUACGGCCAGACUCUCUUCUCAGUGGGUCUGCUGCUGGGAUCUCUGGUGGGCGGAGCUAUCUCAGACAGGUACGGGAAGCGCCCGGUGCUGCUGGUGUGCGUGUGCGUGCACGCCGUGUGCGCCCUGGUGCCCGCCGUCCUCCCUCAGCUGCUCGUCUUCCUGGCGGUGCGCUGCGUGACGGGCGUCUGCUGCUGCUGCAUCAACAUCUGCGCCUUCAGUCUGGCCGUGGAGUGGACGUCUCCCUCGGCUCGCCUGUGGCCGCCCGCCUUCCUGCCCUUCUGCUUCAGCCUGGGGACGAUGGGCGGAGCCCCGCUGGCCUGGCUCAGCCCCACCUGGACGCGCCUGCACCUGGCGAUGGCGGUGCCUCAGCUGGUGUGCCUGCCCCUCUACCUCGCCAUCCCAGAGUCUCCCAGCUGGCUGCUGCUGAAGAGGAAGAUGGACGUGUUGGAUGGUUACCGUAGCAACAGCCCGGCAGAUAAACAAUGUGUCGACCUGCUGCUGGACUCGGCCUGGUCGGACCUGCAGAAAGCCGCCGAGGCGCAGAAGGCGGAGACACCUGCAGGAGGCCACGCCCCCUGUGACAUCGCACACCUGAGACACCCCACUGUGCUGCUGCGGCUGUUUAUCAUGAGCUAUCUGAGCGCCGCAUCCGCUCUGACGUACUUCGGGAUCUGCAUGAACAUCGGCUCGUUCGGCGUCGGCGUCUACUCCGCCCAGUUCUUCUCCGGCCUCUCGGAAGCUCCCUGCCUGCUGGUGCCGCUGAUCGGCCUGGGGCGCCGGCCAAUCAGCAUGCUCGCCCUGCUGCUGAGCGGCGCCGCCUGCUUCGUGUCGCUGCUGCUGUCCAGAUGCGACGUGGCGCCAGUGCUGGUGAUGACUUCAGCUCUGCUGGGAAAACUGUGUAUCCUCGCCGCCACCUUCAUCUCCACACUGUACUGCAUUGAGCUGUUCCCCACUGUGGUCAGGCAGCGCUGCAUCUCGCUGGUCAACCUCUGCUUCCGGCUCGGCUGCCUCGUCAACACCCUCGUGCCUCCGAGUCCCGGAGGAGCGAUCUCAUUGGCCGCCAUGGUGGCGUACAGCAGCGGACCAAUCAUAGGCUGCGCUCUGUGCCUGCUGCUGCCCGAGACCAGCCACAUCCCACUUCCCGACUCCGUGGAGGACUGUGACCGGCAGCCCCGCCUACUGAGCAUGCGCGCCCUCUGGAGGACAGGAUGUUUUUUUAGCAAGCUGAUGAGCGCCGAGAGCAAGAAAACGCAGAAAGAUGACAAGCAAACGCCGGACACUCAAACGGGACUUAUCUGAACUGAAACAUUAUUUGUACUGUAUUUACU